CCAAAAUUAGGAGAUUCAGGCAAAAUAAAAACCCAACAAACCUUCAUAAUUCCAAUCCUAUAAUCUCUGUCAUUUCCAUCCAAAUAUCUCUCUCAGUCAAAGAAACCGGAGAGCCUCAGCCAACUCAUGAUGUGGUGGUACCUUAGCAGAACACCUUCUUCAGCUUCAAAUGCCAAACCCAAUGAUCAAUAUUCCACCAUUACUUUACACAAUUCCAUCUUCCCAGUUUCUGAUUCUGGCCUUUUCAAUGAUAUUUGCAUUGUUGAAAUCCCAAACAAACCCCUCAUUGAUCACAACAAAGACAACAACAAAAGCAGCAGCAAACAAGUAGAGACCUUUCCAUGUUCAUCAUGGGAAUGGUUUGCCUAUCAAUUCUCUCCAACCCAAUUCCAUUCUGUGGUUGUCCCUCGGGUUCUGUCGCCGGUGUUCAGAAUCCAAGUUAUUGGGGUCCUGCCUGAACAUUUCUUGUGUGCCAAGCUGGUGCAGAGUCCUCAUCAGCCUCAUGCCACCCUGUGUACCUAUUCAUCCAGUGAAAAUUCGCUUCAUGAUGUGCCUAAAAUGAAUUGUGAGGAUCGGAACCCGUUCGGUGCUGCCUGUGCCCUUCGUGAUGACUGGCUUUAUGUUGCAGGAGGCUAUAAGGGCAAAUCUUCCAAUAUUGAUCCUUCAUCUUACUUGAAUUUGGUUGAACGAUUGAACCUGAAGACAUGGGAAUGGCAAUCACUGCAAAACAUGCAAGAACCGCGAGCAUUUGCAGACGGCUUUACUCACAAGGGCAGGUUUUUCGUGGUCGGUGGUAGCGCAACUCUCAAGCACUCGGCUGAAAUCUACAACCCCAGCACCAACUCCUGGGUGUGCUUAAAGUCAUUUGUGCCCAAGGAGGCAGAUGGGUUCACUGCAGCAUCACUCAACGGGCGCUUAAUGUUACUUACUUGGUCAGAUCAGUUAGGUGUGAAGCUGUGGCUUUGGACUGUAUUGGUUAAUCCAAAUUUGAUAUGCAGGUGCAGAUUGAUCAGUUUCUUUCCAAACCAAAUUGUUGAGAGGCCAAGACUAAAAUCACAUGGAGCAAAAAUGGUUCAAGUUGGGGGAAAGGAGGUGUGGGUUUUGGUGGGAGAGAGUGAUAGAUUUUGCCUGCAGGUUGAUGGAUCAAAUGCCUUGCCAGUUUUCCCAGCACCAAUGUUUAGGCCUGGUGAUGGGCAUGAAGCUGUGCAAAAGGGUCAUAUCUAUGCCUUUUCUUUCACGGAUGGAGUUGGAUUAAGUUGGAGAAAAAUCCCUGUUUACUCAAUUUGAGUUCCAUCAGUUUUUCUGGUAUUCAUUUUCCCCCUAAGUAGAUUGUAGAACAAUGACUGUAUUGCAUAUUUUCUGCUAAUGCAUGCAAAACAGAGUUAUGCUACAAAGACACAAACUUUGCUGUCUGUAAGUCAAGCAAAACUGCAUAACUUUCAUCUUUGUCAUUCUUGUCCUGUGUUUCCUUCUUUAUUAAACAGUUCAGUGCAAUAAAAUCCCCCUACCUCUUCUUG
Prunus dulcis (almond) is the source of this 1517-nucleotide messenger RNA. RefSeq lists its product as uncharacterized. Gene Ontology annotation, molecular function: protein binding. Bases 127 to 1287 code for a protein of 386 amino acids. The record is from RefSeq and is a predicted model, not a curated record. The transcript is spliced from 2 exons. NCBI's taxonomy places the organism in Eukaryota, Viridiplantae, Streptophyta, Magnoliopsida, Rosales, Rosaceae.